Messenger RNA from Melopsittacus undulatus (budgerigar), 3877 nucleotides. RefSeq names its product ribosomal modification protein rimK like family member B (gene RIMKLB). Gene Ontology annotation, molecular function: N-acetyl-L-aspartate-L-glutamate ligase activity; ATP binding; metal ion binding. Gene Ontology annotation, biological process: protein modification process. The record is from RefSeq and is a predicted model, not a curated record. Bases 1405 to 2565 code for a protein of 386 amino acids. NCBI's taxonomy places the organism in Eukaryota, Metazoa, Chordata, Aves, Psittaciformes, Psittaculidae. The transcript is spliced from 6 exons. Gene Ontology annotation, cellular component: cytoplasm.
CGGCGGUGGGGGGUGUGUAUGCGCGGCCGCGGCUCCUCGCCGUGCUGCCGCCUCGCCCAUGGCGUUCCGCGGGCGGGUCGCGCUCGGGCUGAGCGCGCCGAGUGUGUGUGCAAAGCCGCCGCGGAAACGGGAUGGAAAACGGCUCCCGUGGACGUGGGGGUCUGCGGAUGUUGGGGACAAUUUCUGCCCGUGACGCAGGGUGUGUGUGUGUGUGCGCUACCGAGUCUUAGAACGAAAUCUUUCAACUGGGUUUCUUUUGUUUUCUGAUGUUUGAAGAGCUCAUGGCACAUCGGUGACUUAACCGAUCUACCGGAGGCUCCAAGUGUGCGACUGUUAAUCUUUGAUUAAGCAUCCUCUAGACGUAUUAUUUUGGCUUUUCGUUUUGGACACCCGUUAUAAACGACAGUUUAUUUUCUAUGGCGGAGUGGGGUCUAACGCCUAGGGGUGUAUGCUUCUGACCUGAAACGUACUUUUCUCUAGUCUCCUCAUCUGAAUUCUGAAUGUUGUUCUGGAGGAGGGGUUUAAAGACUCAUGCGAAUAAAUAGGAAUAGUUUUUGAAGGUUUUAAAACUUAAUUUUUUACGUUCACGUGUAGGCGCAGAUUUAACUUUCCUUUGAGCACACAUUCUUCAGUUAAGCAAUAAACUGCUUAACCUUUUUUUUCCCCCUUAAAACGGGCUUCUGUGGUAGUACAUUUCUGUAAAUCAUUUAAAGUUGUACGUUUCGCAAAAUUGUGUUCGGGCCGUGUUUUUCUUUUGGCUUUGCUUACUGUGUUGUACGGUAUUUUUUCUUCCGGUGGGAUUUAGUUUAUCUUUAUUAGAUACCUUUGUAUGUUAGUUUAUGCCUUAAUAGAGAUUUUUCUCCCCUUUUUCCUCUCUAGGUGUUUGUGACUUCAGAGUUAUUUAGGGGUUCAGUUCUGAGCAAGUACGAGACACGAGGAUUCAGUUUAUUUUACACAGAAAGCUACAGCACUUCACCAGUACACUCUUCCCUCCUUCCCGUCCCUCUUCCCCCAUAGGGGAAGACAAUUCGGGAAUUAUUUUUACAGUCAUUUACUCGCCCUUUCUCCCCUAGAAAUCUCCCUUGUUACCUGAGGCAUCCGCUGUACGUUGCACGUUAUAGGACUUUGCUUGCUUUGCGAGCUUCAGUAGUACCCUUCACUCCAGAGUGCAGAGAGGCAUCCAGACUUCCCUGCCACCCUUUGUGGUUAGUAGAGGAUCCAGGGAAAGGGGUACCUAGGAGGACACGUGACCUUGUGAAGGGAGCCAGAACUGAAGCAGCACUUGGCACGCUGAAGGGAGGGAGCACCCAUCUUUGGUGUCCUUCUCAUCUUCCACUCUUUUCCUCACCCAAUUUCUGAAAUUCCAUUGAAAGGAGACCUUGAAGGUUGCAAGACAACUCCAAGAUGUGCAGUUCAGUUGCUCCCAGGCUGUGGUUCUUAACAGACCGUCGCAUCAGAGAAGAUUACCCUCAGCAGGAGAUCCUGAGAGCACUGAAGGCCAAGUGCUGUGAAGAGGAGCUAGAUUUCCGGGCCUUGGUGAUGGAUGAAGUGGUGCUGACCAUUGAGGAUGGAAAUCUUGGUCUCCGAGUGAAUGGCGAGCUCAUUACUGCUUACCCACAGGUGGUGGUUGUGCGUGUACCAACACCUUGGGUCCAGAGUGACAGUGAUAUCACAGUCCUUCGCCACCUAGAGAAGAUGGGCUGUCGAUUGAUGAAUCGUCCUCAGGCCAUCCUCAACUGUGUCAACAAGUUCUGGACAUUUCAAGAACUUGCUGGUCAUGGUGUGCCUCUUCCAGACACUUUCUCAUAUGGUGGUCAUGAGAAUUUUGCCAAAAUGAUUGAUGAGGCGGAAGUGCUGGAGUUCCCUAUGGUGGUGAAGAACACGCGGGGUCACCGAGGUAAAGCUGUAUUCCUGGCGCGAGACAAGCACCAUUUGGCAGACUUAAGCCACUUGAUCCGUCACGAUGCCCCUUACUUAUUUCAAAAAUACGUGAAAGAGUCCCAUGGCAAGGAUGUGCGUGUCAUCGUAGUAGGAGGCCGUGUGGUGGGCACCAUGCUCCGCUGCUCUACAGAUGGGAGGAUGCAGAGUAACUGCUCACUUGGUGGCGUGGGGAUGAUGUGCUCACUGAGUGAACAAGGCAAGCAGUUGGCGGUCCAAGUGUCAAACAUCCUGGGGAUGGACGUAUGUGGCAUUGACCUGCUGAUGAAGGACGACGGUUCAUUCUACGUCUGUGAGGCCAAUGCAAAUGUAGGUUUCAUUGCCUUUGACAAGGCUUGUAAUCUAGAUGUAGCUGGUAUCAUAGCGGACUAUGCCGCUUCUCUCCUUACCCCCGGCCGCUUGACGCGGCGCAUGUCCUUGCUCUCUGUGGUGUCCACGGCAAGCGAGACUAGCGAGCCAGAGCUGGGCCCUCCAGCUAGUGCCGCUGUCGACAAUAUGAGUGCUAGCUCCAGCUCUGUCGACAGUGACCCUGAGACCACGGAGAGAGAGUUGCUCACCAAGCUCCCGGGGGCUCUGUUCAACAUGAACCAGCUAUUAGCCAAUGAGAUCAAACUUCUUGUGGAGUGAUGCCACAUGUAAAUAGAUGACCAACAGAACUCUCUCUUGUACAUUUUAUUUUUAAACCAACUUGCAAUGCUGUUUAUCAGAGAAGCUCAGAGGAGUGAGGAGAGGGGGGUGUCAGUCAAGAGAGCAAGAGUAAGAGGCAUGUGUGUUGUGCUUGCUGCCUCCACUGUUUUGCAGAACAUAAAAUUGUGCUCAUUCUUCAGUAUCGGUUUUCUAAUGAAGACACUUAGUUCACAGCCUAAGUGGGAAUUGUAUUUGGAUGCUGCUUUAGUCCCACAUGUAUUCAUAGGCAAACACUGGAAGCAUGAUUCACACUUAAAGAGUUUCAGAAAGCUGUCUGGCAGCUCUCUAGAAACUUCUGUGAAUUCUUUCACCAGUCAAGUCUCCUCUGCCUUUGUAAGGCUUGAUCCUGUAAGUGGUCAAGUGCCUCAAAUUCUCUGUGAGUUGAAGGUGUCAAAUACCAGGUAUUUCAAAGUUCUGGGACACCUCCUGAUCAUACUCUAGUAGAUGGGAGCUGUAAGUUCAGGAUCCUUUAAAAGUUGUCACUUUGUGACCUUGCAGGAUUUGGCCUUUCAAAUGAUCAGACUGAGAGAAGCGUCAGCUGACUUUAGUGUGAGCUUCCUGUAGAAAUCUGUAAUUUGUACCUUUCUUGGUAUUAAUUGGCAGCUUCAUGUCUAUAUUUCUUUAUAAAGUUUUCCAAGAUGGAUUUUAUUUUUUUUUGUCAGUUCAAAUCCUGAUCUUGGAGGGUAUGUAGGGGAAUUGGUCAUACUCUAGUUGUGGCGGAAGUGGCACGUUUCAACUAUCUUUGCAUGAUUGGAGGAGAUAAACAGCACUGUAAUGUUUGGAAUACAAGAUAAUGUUUAAUCCAAUGUGAAAAAGAAUUACACUAGUUUAAAGCAAACGUGCAUCGACUUGUAUUUGUUAGUGUUUUAGUCUUUUGGAGAGAGAUCUGCAAUGUUAAUGUUCCGUUUUCUUUAAUACAUGCUAGUCCAACACUCCCUUCUCUAUGCCUGCAUCUUUAACAGUGGCCAAAGUAAAAACACUGCAGACUAUUUGUUAAGAAAAAACUGAGAGGGGGGAACAUGGUAAGGUAUGGAGGAGGGAAAAGGUGGUUAAAAGUGAUAGACAUCUUGAGGUACUUUAGAAUAAAGCUGCAGUUCAUACAGUACUUAACCAGGCUUACUUUUUCCCCACUGAACAUAAAAGCUGAUGGCAGAAAUCCAAAGAGUAUAAUGUAACUGGGGAGAAAUACCCAAUUCUCUAGCUUUGGGAAAUGUGCAGCAGGUUUAAAAACUAAAAAAUAAUAAAAAAAAGG